AAGAGGUUUUCUGACAUGUCUUGCAGGAGGAUUGGGAAGAUAUUCCCGCUACGAAAAUUAUAGAGAUGGACUCUACUGCAGCGCAGCAUCAGCUCUUCCGCGCCAACGCCGUCAUUCAGAGACUUCGCGCCUCGCUCCAGAAAACCAAACUCGCGUCAUCUCACCACCACCUGCAAAGCCGGCUUCUGAUGAUUGAAACGCAAGAGCUGACACGCAGACAGGAAGUCGAAAAAGCCAUACUACAGCGCGAGGUCGACAAGCUGCGCCAGGAUCUCAUGUCUUCCUCGCGAAGUGUCACAGACGAUGCCGCCGACGGGCCUGUGCAGCAGCAUUAUUCGAUAAUGGCAGAUUACGAGGCCAACAGCACUGCUGACAAGUAUCGACGGCGACUCGUCCGCGCCAAGCGAAGGCUGCGCGACGCACUGAAGAUGGUCGAGGAGAAAGAGGACGAGAUCGAUCGGCUGAAAGGUCAGCCUGGCGCGAGAGGAAGAGCAGAUCAGCAGCGCCAGUCAGGUAGCAGCAGUCACCACCAAUCGCGACCCCGACGCCGAGGCGGUGGCCGAUCACGAGACAAGAACGAAGAAGGUGCGCUCGCGGCGCUGGGGAUCCUUGCGAGCCAAGUCCUGAGUCAGCAGCAGUUAGACGAAUCCGAGUCCCACGAAGGCAGCACGGUCGGUUCUGUCGCUGGAUCGCUGCCGGCCUCGCCUGUGCGCGGCGCGGACGCGGCGGGUCGGAUUAACGCAGAGAUGAUUGUCGCGCCGUCAAUCUCGGAAGCGCAGCGAUUACGCAUGUCAGGCCAUCGUCUACCGGCACGCGCACCUCAGCAUCAGCAUCAGCAGCAGGAUAACGAAGCUACCGAUCCAGCAGACACCGAUGUCGAAACCGGCGACGGCGAGACCGAGACCGAAGACAACAACGACUCAUCAGUUGGGAACGCGGCGGCGGCAGUUGCAGCGGCAGUCGAGUCAGAGGUAGCGGCGGGUUCUAAGAAAGCAUCUCAGAGCGAGGACUCGGCGACCGAGCCGAUCGUCGACGGCGAAGACGUGGCAAACAUCACAGAGAUCAGCGAGGAAACCGGUCUAUCUUCCACGACGACGACGACGACGACGACCGCAAAGGCGGGACCCAGCACCACGCCAGCUUCGUCUGUGACGCAACCCCAUUUCGAUCCCGAUAUCACCCUCGACGCGCCAUCGUCGCCGCCUAUCGCCGCAAGUGGGUUUCAAUCUAUAAAUCUCCCUGCAAAGUCACCGUCCGCAGCAGCAGCAGCAGCAGUAGCAGCAGCAGAUCCGAGGAAGCGCAGGCGGAAUUCGUCGGUGUCUACUGUCUCUAGUGUAAGUGGAGAGUAUGGCGCCGAGGGUCUGCGGAAGCAGAAGCUUGAAGUCGCGCGAUGAGAUGUAAAAGUGUACUUUAUUUGAGACUGUAUUGUUAGGAAGGAGUGGAGGUUGCGGUUACUUUGAUUUACAAUAUUGGAAAGCACUGAUUCUAAAUC
Messenger RNA from Myxozyma melibiosi, 1492 nucleotides. RefSeq lists its product as uncharacterized. The record is from RefSeq and is a predicted model, not a curated record. The transcript is spliced from 2 exons. Lineage: Eukaryota; Fungi; Ascomycota; Lipomycetes; Lipomycetales; Lipomycetaceae. The coding region runs from base 66 to 1394 and encodes 442 amino acids.